AUGGGUCUUAACAAGUUCGGAACUACCAUCACGGUGUUAACGGCCGUUACUCUUACGGCUCUCGCCGUUGAGAUCUUAUACGUUUUAUGGAAACGCCGUUUAAGACUCCGUCCACGUGUCCGCGCCGAGCCACAAGAACCUUCACUUCCAUCUUCGUCGUGUACUUCACCAGGUGAAAGGGAGCGUGAGCUUGAUGUGGAGCUUCAGAGCCACGUGGCGAAGUGGCAAUGUUUGUACGGUCCUUCGCGAGUGCUUUUCACGAUCAAGGAAGAAGAAAUAGAAGGAGUUGAGUCUGAGAAUGGUUCUUCAACGGAAUGUAGUGCGGUAACGGUGAAUAAAACUGUGGCGGUGAACACCACGCGGUUGAGUGAGAGUGUUGUCCUUGAUGAAGUUGUUGUGACGGUUGAUGAGUUGUUAAAUGAAACGACGCCGUUUUCUACGCCGUGUGCUACUUCUCCUUAUUACACACCACAAUCUUCGCCUAUGCGCGGAAAUGGAUGA
Molecule: messenger RNA, 501 nt
Organism: Cicer arietinum (chickpea)
Lineage: Eukaryota; Viridiplantae; Streptophyta; Magnoliopsida; Fabales; Fabaceae
Source: RefSeq, a predicted model, not a curated record